AUGAAUGAAGAACAUGGCAAAAUCAAGUUCCCACCUCAAUUAACUAUCGGCAUUAAGUAUUACGAUAAGAGUAAAGCAACGCCACUUGUUGGGACUUGGGAUUGUGGUGGGCUUAAAUCGGGCCUAAUUCGGGUGUUUUCUUCGGGUACGAACCGGUUUACGGGUCGUAUACCUGGUUCUUCGAAAUUGGGGCAGGGCUUGCGUGCGCGCGGGCCUUGGCACGAGGGCGAGAGUCGGUGCGUGGGUCCGGACCCAGUCAUGGCCCGGGACGACUCGGGUGGUUCGGUUGGCUCGUUCGGGUCGAGAGAUAUCGACGGUGGGCUUCUGCCUAUUCAUACUGUAGGUACAACCUUGGGGCAUUCGAUUUUGGUAUCCAAGGCUUCUCCUCUCUGCCGAAGACCACUGACAUGUGGUGGUAGAAGUAAGGAGAGGCAGUGGGAGCUGGAGGAAGAACACAUGAAAGUGCAAGCCAUGAUAUUCUCAAAGCAGUAA
Molecule: messenger RNA, 492 nt
Organism: Striga asiatica
Lineage: Eukaryota; Viridiplantae; Streptophyta; Magnoliopsida; Lamiales; Orobanchaceae
Source: the annotation of a GenBank genome assembly